GCCGUGGGCGUCGUAGAUAUUCCUGCUUCUCGCUUGCCCAAGCAGAUCUCUCUUUCUCUUUUCCUGCCACUCCAGCAAGCCUCAAACCCUCCGAAAAAAAUGCCUCCGCAUCUCGCUCCUGUGGAAGUUGGCGGCUUCAGUGGAGUCUCCUGCUGCAGGCCUGCUCCUUCCAGAACCUCAAGUGAAAGAAAGAAGUGCUCCACAGAUGAAGAAAUUGUCACAGUAACUACUGGUUUUUUUAACCACUUAACCUAUUUUCUGGCUGCUGGUGCUGUUACUUUGGGAAUUGGUUUCUUUGCUUUGGCAUCAGCUUUGUGGUUCCUGAUUUGCAGACGAAGAGAAAUAUUUCAGAAUUCCAAUUAUAAAGUAAAUAAUGGGAGAUGCAGGCCAGGACCAUCAAAGGCAAAGAUUAAAUCUCAUUCUCCGUGUGUUUUUAUUUCUCGAAAUUUUCAUACUGGAAGAUUCCAGUUACAGAAUACUUGCCCAAGAAUGCAGUUGCUGGAUCAUGUGGAGGAGCAAAGAAAAAAGGAAACAGCACAUAUGAAAGCAAUUAAAGAUCACUCUAAAGAUGAAUUCUGCCUUGCAACAAAAAAGGUCAUUUGUGACCCCUCAGAGACUAGCUUGGCAACAAAUCCCAGCAGUGUUACCUUAAGCUUAUCAACGUUACCAUCUGAUUCUUAUUACAGCCAAAGUGUAGAAGUAGCUGAUGACUGGUUUUCUGAUGAUUCUCUAGCGAAAAAGAACUCUCCAAUGCCUUUUCUCGGGGAGCCUCUAAUGGAAAAAAUAUUUUCGUACCUGUCAACCAUUCCAUUAGAAGAAUGUACUGAAAAUGUACUAAAUAUGACCCUGUAUGAUGAUCAGAAAGAUGACAACAUUAAGGAGAUAUUUACACGAAGAAAUACAGAGGUUGAAAUACAAAACCUUCAACAUAAUAUUGAAUGACUUUUUUCUUUUGAAACUUUGUAUACACUGAAAUCAUGUACAGUUAAAACUGAAAUACCAGCUUCUGAGUCUCUUAACAUGUCCAUGCCAAUAUUGCUUUCCUUGUUCUUUAUGAUAGAGUGGUCCUACUUCCCUUGCCAAUUAUUUAUAGAAACAAAAUCACAGGAAGAACUAAAGCAAUAUCAUAAGCAUUAAGUUUAACUCCUUGUAUCUCUCAAAGGACAUAAUAAAUAAUAAAAAUGUAUUUCAACACACAAGAGAAAUACUUUUAAGAAAUAUUCAGCACAAAUAUACUUUUAAUAAAGUACUCACAGCAUUUCUUUAUACUUUUGACAUUUUCGAUUUUAUUUCAAUGUGGGUAGGGUUGGGCAGAAUAAUUCCAUCACAUUUUCUGAAUUUUCAAUACGUAAAUCAUCUACCAUUCAAGUAUUUUUCUGUCAUGAUUUUUGUAAGCAAUAUUUUACUGCUCUAGCAGGGAACCUGGAACACUGUGAAGAAUCCAGAAAAUAGAAAAUGGUUUUCUUUGUCCUCUUAUGUCUGUUUCUAAGAAUGGCUCCCUAGCCCUUACCCCACUAUGAUGAAAAUGUGAGCAGUUAUGUUUAUAGGCCCCUGACUCAAGCUAGAUGAAUCAGAAUUCCUCCGUAAUCUGAGAGACCCUUAGUCAGAUUUCUAUUUAUGACUGAGGGAUUUCUGACACCCACUCUGUAAUUUAUCUUUUUUUUUAUUUCUCAUAAAUACUCUCUAUGUAAUUAGUCUCUUUUUCUUUCUUUCUUUUGAGAAAAACAAUUAACUAAGUAUAAUAUUACUGUUUGUGGUUAAAUUUACUCAUACCAAGACCUGUGCAUAUCUUCCCAAGAGAAAAAUCAUACCUAUUACAAUACAUGAAAUGUGACUUGUCUCAGGUAAGGUAGUAACAUUAUUCAGGCCUAACAUUUCUGUCCUGGGGGACUAUUAAAAAAGAUUAGAACAGCUUGCUUUUGAAGCCUGGUCAUUUCUACCUAUUAUACGCUGUGAGAACAUCUCAUGGAUUGUGAGAAUACCUCUUUAUAUCCACUCCUAAAUCUAAAUAAGUUGUUUCAGCUCAAGAUCUGUUAAGGAGCUAUAAAAAAGUGUUUUGAAUUGGUUUCUGUCUCUUGGUGUUCUACCAACUUUGAUCUUACUGCUUAUCCCAGAGAAGAAAGUCCUCUCUAAUUUU
Messenger RNA from Camelus dromedarius (Arabian camel), 2137 nucleotides. It is a transcript of the gene C14H1orf185, whose product is annotated as chromosome 14 C1orf185 homolog. The transcript is spliced from 7 exons. The record is from RefSeq and is a predicted model, not a curated record. NCBI's taxonomy places the organism in Eukaryota, Metazoa, Chordata, Mammalia, Artiodactyla, Camelidae. Bases 100 to 942 code for a protein of 280 amino acids.